AUGGACCUCGCCAACGAGUACCUGUCGCUCAUUCUUGCGAUUCUUCUCGUGGCUAUCGUCGCUCAUCUUUUCACCAGUUACUUCUUCGUGAGCUUCCAAGUCUGCCGAUCUACAAACCUUCUGACACAUACCCAGUUGCGUCGCCUGACUACCCGCAUGGACGACCUGGACGAGCUCCACAGACCACAUGCCCAAAUACGUGAACUUGAAGAAGUUCGCCUCCGCCCGCUUGAUGAAUAUGUCGUGGAGGCCGGACGGCUCGCUGAGGAAAACCGUCGCAAUUACCAGAAUGUCGAAAUAAGUGUCGACAGAACCAUCGAAACACUGCAGAGAAUGCCCGCUAACGACGCUCCCGGACCGCAGAGAGCAGCAGAGCGUCUGUGGGCACACUCGCCACAAACUAGAGACCAGAUACUUCGAUUUAACAAUCGCAUGGCUGGCCGCGAACUGCUCAGGGAUUCAGAUAAAAUUCAGUGA
Molecule: messenger RNA, 477 nt
Organism: Penicillium argentinense
Lineage: Eukaryota; Fungi; Ascomycota; Eurotiomycetes; Eurotiales; Aspergillaceae
Exons: 1
Coding region: 1-477 (158 amino acids)
Source: RefSeq, a predicted model, not a curated record